AUGUCUGCGGGCGACCAAGGCCUAUCCGUGGAAGAGGGACUUGCUCAUCGAAUGUCUCCACCGUAUCCAGAAAGUCCCAGCAUUGUUUUUGAAGACCUAGACGGCCUAUUCGACGACCAUGACCAAGAGAUAAGGACGAAUACAGAGGCAGCGGAUGAUGCUACAACAACCGAUGACCCAUCCGGCAAUCUACAACAAACCACUUCGGCGAAUGACACCGUCUACGAUACUGCUUCGAAAAUUCAGGCUUUCACUGAUGAUGCAUCGAGGAACACUGCGCCGGGUUCAGUCUUGUCUAAGACCUCCCGCUCAAUUGAGAUCGAGUCGGAAGAUAACAUAUCAAGUCCGAUGAGUUCAAGCAAGGCCGUUCGAACUGAUGAGGCCAUCCGUGCUGAGACUCCUGACAACGAGACAUCUCCCGGCGAGACCACCGACAUUGAGAUGUCCGACACUUUCACUCCAGCCUCUUCAAGCUACAGCAUCUUAGACGAUAGAGCUGUCUCCGUGGACCUCAUUGCAUACCAAAUCUGUGAUGAACUAAAGGAUACGUCAACCGCACACCCUUACUGCCCUUCCUGA
Messenger RNA from Colletotrichum acutatum, 579 nucleotides. RefSeq lists its product as uncharacterized. NCBI's taxonomy places the organism in Eukaryota, Fungi, Ascomycota, Sordariomycetes, Glomerellales, Glomerellaceae. Bases 1 to 579 code for a protein of 192 amino acids. The record is from RefSeq and is a predicted model, not a curated record. The transcript is spliced from 2 exons.